This is a messenger RNA of Pyricularia oryzae 70-15, 3052 nucleotides long. RefSeq lists its product as uncharacterized. The record is from RefSeq and is a predicted model, not a curated record. NCBI's taxonomy places the organism in Eukaryota, Fungi, Ascomycota, Sordariomycetes, Magnaporthales, Pyriculariaceae. Bases 672 to 2747 code for a protein of 691 amino acids. The transcript has 2 exons.
GGCAGGCAACACGAGAUUUGUAUGGUUGCCCGAAAUUUGCUCGACUGAAGAUUACUGGUCAGACACAAAAAAACAAACUUCAAAUGCGCUUCGACCCGCCGCUACCUUAGUUAAAUACCUAUGCGACGUUGCUGAAUUAUUUUACGAAUUAUCAUCACGACUUUAGCUACUUGGAAUCUACGACUCGUUUUGACACACUGCAUGUACCAAUCGAGCAGCACCCAUACAACAUCCUCUGAAGACACUAGCAUAAUUCGGUACCUGCCACUAGGCCGUCCCAUCCCGCGCGUCCGAGCCCGGAUAACUGACCCGCCGACACGCAUAAUCAUCCCGGAUCUCAGGUGAUACAGCGUAUUGUAUGUCAGGGUGCAGGCAGCGGGAAACUUUGACAGAGGGUAAAAAAAACCAAACUGACCUUGCAAGAAAAAAAAUAUUCUAAUCGCACGGAAUCUGGUCACCAGGCCAACAGUGGACUUGACUUCGGAUUCACCGUGCAUCCAGUCCACUGCGGGGUGACAUUGAUAUACUGUAUCUAUCGUACCUUGGCUUGAGUUGGGUACCGAUCAAUCUAUAUUAUUAUAGCAGCCGUAAAGCCGUUGCGUGCCCGCCCACCUACCCAACGGAGCCACUACGAACAAGAAUCCCUGGGUAUUGGACUUGCUUCAUCAACCAUGGCUCAGGCUGUGGAAGCCAGGUCGCUAUCACGACUCAACGCACUGGCUGCAAACCCACCUCAGUACCCAGUCAACCCGACGGAGCAGAGACAAGAACCUUUAAUUUUGUAUAUCUCUCGCGUGCCGGGCUCACGAGAUGUAAUAUUUUCACCAUUCAAGCCACAGUUGAAAAAUGUGACGGGCGAAGAUGUGGCAAACUCUCUUUACUACAUUCACCUGGAUACACCUUCGGAUUUCGAUUUGCAAGAGGCACCAGGGACGGCUACUAGCAAUGAGAGCCAUAGGCCAAGCUUGGAGACUUCUUCCACCAGCAGAGGUGCAAGCUCGGCACCCCGAUCACCUAUUGCAAGGAAACCAUUGCCAGCUUCAGCAAAGGCCUUGUCAAUAAAAUCUAUACCGGCCACGACACCACCACCAACAGCAGUAAUAUCACGAGAUCGUGAACCAGACUCCCCAAGUAGCGCAAAGAAGGCACCAGUGAUCGUCAACUCGAAUGAAACGUCGCCCGUGGACAAGCAUAUGCCAGAGCCCAAAAAUGAAAUUUCUGAGACUCCUGAAAAGCCACCUCCAGUACCUCUCAAGGAUGUUAGCCCCAUAGAAAAGUCCCCGACACAGCAGGUUCCUAUCACCAGGAAACCUCUUGGACCCCGAGCACUGAGCACUCAAUCUACCCGUUCUGUAAACGAAGGAGCAGGCGGUUUUCUGCAGCCCAAUAAUAACACAGAUGUCCGUCCCAACUCGUCGGCCUCUGCUGCACACUCGCUUGCUGAACAUCAACGCAACACUCAUACUUCAGAAGGCCCAACAAUCCAGCCGCCUCGAUCGCCUCGAUCACCGUCGCCAAAAAAGGGGCCAAGGGACAUGGUGCCUUUCACACUCACAGUCAUUAGAAGGGAUCCUUCGACAGGAAACCAGUGGAACGUCGGCAAAGUCUCUUCAUAUCAACUACUCAACCCCACGGUUCCAACUUUGGACCCCGAAGCACCUCCUUCAUAUGCCGAGUUGGCAGGGCUGGUGCCAACGAACACAACUGCAGCCGCGCUAGCUGUGCCGCCAAACAUCAGCAUCCGCGUGGAAACCUCGGGAUAUGCCAAAUUCCGUGGGAAUUUCCCAACAAGAGACAGCAUUGAUGUCAACCGAAGACAGCGAGCAACAUCGGCUGCGUCGUCCAUCACAGGCGCAAGUACAGACUCGUUAAGUAUCUUGCGAGGAAGCGGUGCGGUCACCGGCGAGGACUUUUUCACACGCCAGCUUAUAAUGAGCUAUCAGAAGAGCUGGACCUCCAACAUCAGGGAAGCAUGGAAGAAUAGGAACCGAAGCAAUAGCAGCUCGCCUCCCAAGCCUGAACCCGAACCACCCCUGUCACCUCUCGAGCCACCUCCCGUCUUACCAUUUCAUGGUCGUGCCAGAAGCGAUUCUGGUGGAUCUGUGGAAUCCUUUAGCUCGCCAAACGGUUCACCAACCAAAAGCUCAUUCUCACUGCAGGCUCUACGACAAAAUCAAAAAAGCAACGGCCAUGGCAACGGCGAGCAGGAUCCUCGCCAAUUAAUCACGGCCCCCGGGCCAGGUCUCAAGCCACGAGGAUAUGCCUUUGCCAGUCCGUGGGAUGGCAUUUGCGAAUUCCGGACCAGCAGCAGCGGACGCGGCGUCAAAUGCGUCCACUCGCUUCCCGGCGGGCCCCUUCACGCUGAAGGAGGGACACCUGUUGGGACAACCGUUAGCGAACUGCGCUUCAAUCUUCCCAGCGCCGAUAUGUUCCGAGAAAAGGGUCAGGAGCUGCAGGGAAAGCUUGACCGCCUCAAGGUCGAUGGACAACACCGUCUCCAGGAGCAAUGGAACAAAGGUCACAGACGGGCACAAAGCAGCGUUGACAGCAAUACUUAUUCCCAUAACGGCGAUGAUCAUGACGACAUGGGUCUGUCACUAGGCAGAGAGCGGGCUGGAGGUGGCAACCGAGGAAAGCGCGCCAAGCUGGGCAAGCUCAUAGUGUACGACGAGGGACUCAAGAUGCUCGACCUGGUAGUUGCAGCCAACGUUGGCGUUUGGUGGGGUGCAUGGGAGAGGAGUUUUUGAUGAGGAGGCACCUUUGUGCAUGGGCUUGGCUGGUUUGGCUUUCAGGAUGGGGCGUCCGGAGGAUAUCCGUUUUAUCGGUUUUUGGAAUGGUUGAUGGCAUUUGGCUUGAGCGUAGAGGUAAGGGUGUCUUUCGUGACGCCGGAGAUGUCGUAAUGAUUCUUGCACACAUUGGUCAGAAUUAUCCGUGCAGGCCGCUAGGCUAAUGGCCAAAAAGUAAAUUCAUCGGGUCUAUACGAAAUAUCAAAUAAAAAAAACGCCGACUUUGCAGUAGCCAGUGAUGGCGCACAACCACCGAUAUUACCUGG